Messenger RNA from Rotaria socialis, 1397 nucleotides. NCBI's taxonomy places the organism in Eukaryota, Metazoa, Rotifera, Eurotatoria, Philodinida, Philodinidae. The record is from the annotation of a GenBank genome assembly.
GCAAAAAAAAAUUUUCCGUCUAAAAGUUUUACUGUGUAGGUUUCUCAAUAUGAGCUAUCGAAUAAACAUAGUUAGAGUUGGAUUUGAAAUUUGACCAUGUUAUGUUCCUAGGGAAAAUGCUCGGUGGGCUCACGGAGGCUCUCUUAAGCAGUCUAGGUAAGAUAACAUUGGUGGCUCGCACUCUUGAUGAGGUAUUUUCACAGAAUGCUGAAUUACUAAAUAUCAAGAUAUAUUAUGAUAAAGAUUCAGAUUAGUGGAAACUUUACUUGCUCUUUCAUAUGCUUCUGUAGUUUGGGCUGUUUGGACUUGCAAUAAAAAAAUAAACAGUAGUAAUCUUCUUCUUCUCAAGAUAUUGAGAGUGUAGUCCAUAUAAGCAACAAAAGGAUUUCACGCAUUCUAUGAAAUUAAAUCAUAUAUAUACUUGCACGGUUUAGAGUUUUAACGAUAAAAUUGAAAAUACUGGCGGCAUCUCUAGAAAAAAGGAAAACAGAUUGAUUGAACUAGAUGGUCUUCUACUCAACGCUGAACGUUUGGAACAUAGACGAAUCCGACGUUAUUCUUCUAUUACGUAUCAAGGAACAACAAUGGCAUUUUGUGAAGAAUCGUAUUGUUCGGAAAAUGCCUCAAUAUCUCUAUAUUGUAGCUAGCAUUUUGUCAUAAAAUUUUAAGUGCAAAAGCCUACAACGCAAAAAAACCAGCGGGAUCAAAAAAAAAGCCCUUUUGCAUUCCUCUCUUUCACAGGAAAUUUUAAAUCACUUACAUUUAUUUAUAUUUUCUUAUAGGAUACGGGUGGCCUCGCUGAUAUAAUGGCUAAACUUUGUUGGAAGCUAUCCCUACAAGAUGAGCUAGUACAGUUUCGAAAAAAAGCAGCUUUUCAAGAAUGCCAUGAAGAGCUGAAAGAACUAAGCCCGUAUAAUGAAGACUCAGCCGAUGAACUCAUACGUGUGCUAAUCGACAUGCAAUCCAUCAUUGUGGUAUUUGAUGCUAUCGAGCACGGUGAACAUCUGCAAGAAGCUAUAGCCAAUGCGAUGCUGAAGGGUAUUAAGUAUAAAAUAAACAAAUGGGAGCAAUUCUUUCGUCCGGACACUAGAGCAGCAAAACUGGCAUGGUGUUUGAUUUGGAAUAAAGAAGAUUACGCUCGUAAACUAUUAGCCGAUCGUAAGUACAAGAUUGAAAUGUCAUCAAACAAUGGUAAACCAAUCAGUAAUGUGAACUUAGAAGAAACGGACAAAGAACUCAAGCCUGAAUUUUGGAAUCCAAUAGAAAGUAAAGAAUGGGUUAGUGGUAUUGAUGAUUUAUUCACGAAACACAAAACCGAAGCGCUCUUUCUUUGGUUUGUAUUCAUGAAUCAACCAGAUAUGGCCAAAUACUUAUGUUCUCGAAGUCAAGUAAGAUAA